AUGCUGUCCGCCAUGGAGGGAGGAGGGGGCGCAAUCCUGCCAGUGAAGUCACAGGAUUUCAUAACACCAAAAGAACAGCAGUAUGAGACAGCACCAGAUAACCUCAAAGCAGGGCAGCAUCUGCGGUCCCCUGCACAGCUCUCCCCAGCACGCAUCAAGCGCCCUCGCAAUGUGCUAGUGGAUGCUGAUCCCAUGGAGUACAGCCAGCCCAGCCAAAGCUGUGAGCGCUCCAAUAUGAAUCCUCCCUCCACCUCUAGCGCUGGGGAGGAGUACGGCGGCCCUCGGAAGCUGGUGCGGACGAGGCAGCCCUCACCGCCGUGCGCGCGCAAUGUCUUUGUGGACGGCCCAGAGGACAGCAGCGAUCUCAGCAAGAUCCCCAGGCGGCCGCCGUUUGUCUCGAGAUACAGGCAGGAGUACAGGGAGAUGACCAUCCUGGGGCAGGGCAAUUUUAGCAAGGUGUUCCGAGUGCGCAGCAAAUUUGAUGGCAUGGAGUAUGCAAUGAAGCGCUCCUUCCGAGCUGUCACCUCUGAUGUCGAGGCCAAGCAGUGGCAGCAGGAGGCAAUGGCUCUGGCAGCUGUGGGGUCGCACCCCAACAUAGUGCGGUAUUACAGCUCCUGGACAGAGCAGCAGGGCGAUGGGCAGCUGUUCUACAUUCUGAUGGAGAAGUGUGAUGUGUCCCUGGGUACCAAGCAGAGCCUGGGCGCCCGCUCCUUUAAGGAGGCUGAGCUCCUAGAGAUCCUGCGCCAGGUAGCGGAGGCGCUGCAGCACCUGCAUGCGCGCGGCAUAGUGCACAUGGACGUGAAGCCGGACAACAUCUACACCACGGAGCAGGGCGUCUUCAAGCUGGGCGACUUUGGGCUGGCCACUUGCCGAUCCUGCCGCCCUGACGUGGCCCUGGAGGAGGGUGACUCCAGGUACAUUCCCCAGGAGGUGCUCAACGACGACUUCCGAGCGCUGGACAGGGCUGACAUGUUCAUGCUGGGCGCGUCCCUCUAUGAGCUGGCCACCGGCACCCACCUGCCCUCAGGCGGCAGCACGUACCAGGAGAUUCGGCAGGGGAAGCUGAUGCUGAUGCCCACAUUCACAUCCCAGUUCCAGAAGAUGAUCAAGUGGCUGAUGGCCCCAACGCCGGCCGAGCGGCCCACACCGGCACGCGUGCUGGCCUCCUCCCUGCUCUCCAAGCGCCCAGCCAGGGACGGGGCCAAGGAAAAUUACGGCGCCCUGCCUCUGCAGCCUGCCCACUGA
Molecule: messenger RNA, 1245 nt
Organism: Coccomyxa subellipsoidea C-169
Lineage: Eukaryota; Viridiplantae; Chlorophyta; Trebouxiophyceae; Coccomyxaceae
Product: kinase-like protein
Exons: 8
Coding region: 1-1245 (414 amino acids)
Biological process (GO): protein phosphorylation
Molecular function (GO): protein kinase activity; ATP binding
Source: RefSeq, a predicted model, not a curated record